AUGACUUCCAUGACUUCUCUUAAGGCGACAAAGGCUUGUGAUAAUGAUUCUCGAAGACAAACCACAAUGUCCAUGACUUGGAAUAUACCCCAACAUAAAAAUAAUUUGCAGACAAAAAGCGACGAAGAAUCUGAAAUGAACUCUCUUCUUUCGGACAAAUCAAGUAGUGCUGAUAGCCCAAGAGAGUCCUCAAGUAUUGAAAGAGAAAUGGACGAAACGAGCAGAGAAAGAAGGAACGGUAGUAGUAACAGAACAUGUUCAAAGAAAAGUUCAAGUUCGAUGUCUACUACAGAAUUAUGGUUUAAAGAAUUUAAUCAAAAUACUAGAGAAUUGAAUAAUAUUGAUGACGAUAGCGAAACCCCUUAUUACGUAAAUUCUUACAAAUCUCAUCCUAAACCUGUGUUAAAUCAACAGUCAUCUAUAACAUCAAGACAUCAUCAACGUGCUGGACACUACGCCCAUGGACAUCGUAUGCCAUCAAGUCGUAACUUUUCAAAGUCGCCACAUCAUGGUAACUUUAAAAAACGUGACAGAUCUUCAGGCAGCGAUUCUUAUCGUUCAGUUAUCGACGAUUUAACUUUGAAAAAUCAAAAAUUGCGUCAAAAACUUCGAAAAAUGGAAGGUAGUCACGCAAAAACAUUACAUAAAGAAAAAUUAUUUGAAGUGCGAUACUAUCAAAUGCCCAGAGAGAAGCGACACGAAUUGGAAGAAUAUCUUAGACAAUUCGCCGCUCAGUUACCAACGCCCACGUCAAGUUCUACAAAUUUGACUCAAAGCCCAAUAAUCGAAAAUAAUUCCAAAACAGAACACUUAACUCCCGUUAAAGCAAAUGAUAAAUUAAAGAUGAAACAAGUCGUUAGAGCUAUUGAGAAUGUAUUUACCGUCCAACCAUCAACAGAUGAUCAUUAUCUAAAAGAUCAAGAAGAUGCAGAUCCCGAAGGAUACGUUUAUUUAAAUCUUUUGACGAAUAUGGCACAAUUACAUACAAUGAGCGUUACUUUGCCAUUCAUUAAACAAGCUAUUCGAAAAUUUUCAAAUUGUCUAGAAUUAAAUGAGGACGGUACAAAAGUUCGAUGGCGUACAGGGUUGGAACAUGUUAAACCUGAUACCAUAGAAAACAAAGAUGUUGAUAUAAUGGGAAGUAUUGGUGAUAAACAAAGUGAUUCUUCACCAUCGAUUCCGUCUGCUAAACCAAUCCAAAAUUUUUCUGACCCAAUGAGUAUUACGCCAUCCUCUUUAACUUCAUCUAACGGCUCAAAACCUAACAAUCAACAAACUGAAUCACCAUCUGUAACAUCUUCAAUAACCCAUUAUCGUCCCGUAUUUCUUCAUCGUAAUCUUAGUUCGUCCCCUUCUUCAGAUGAAUCUAGUAGCGUAAUCGAUCAACAUGAUGGUCCAGUUAUCUACUAUGAAGGCGGUUUAUUCUGUACCGACUUUAGUAGGAGCGUAAUGAUAGACGAUGAUGAUGAUAAACAAACAUCAUCACGUCCAAGUCAAUCAUUGGGGCUCGAUCGUUCAAUUGGAGACGUUGAUAAUAUUGACGUCAUUCAAGAGAGAUGGAAUGUUCCGGUUUAUGAAAGAGCAACGAAUUUGAUUUUAGGUGGAAGCAAUAUUGUAUUAAGUGAAACAAGUGAGGAAGAUAUCAGCAGCGGGCAAGAGGCAGAUGACGAAAGUCCGAUAAAAUCAUGUAAUCAUCGCAAUACGAGUGAACACCCGCAUAUGUUCGUUGAUGACCUAAACUCUAUGGAUGCUAACAAUGAAUUAAACAAUAUUCUAAUGAAAAAGGACAUUAACCUUGAUUCUAGACGAGUACAGUCAUCACCGGGAAAAAAUUAUGAUGAGAUCAAUGAUUGGAACAAUGAUGAUCCUAAAAUUUCAUCAUCACAAACUCCAUCACCAAGCAACGAUUUGAAACAAGAUUUACCAAAUUACAAAAAAUUACAUACUGCUAAAGUUCCUGGAGUUAUUACAGAAGAUAAUUUCAUGGUAUUAGUACAAACUUCACAUCCUACGAGAGGAACACGUCAUGGGCAUCGUCGUCAUAAAUCAAUUACAACUUCAUCUAAAAAGAUCUCUCACUCCAAAGAAUCUUCAAUUGAUGAUGAUACUUCAAUGAACGCGUCAAGCAGCGGUAGUAGUACAGAUAUCGAAGGGAAUAACGGAAAAUCAAAAUCACAUCAAGUACUCUCAACAAGAUUAUUUCAAUUACCUCCUUCUUCGAGUCCACGACCAAGGGUUUCACCGACACCGGGAUUUAGAACAUCAAAUUUACAAAAAACUUCUUCGGAUAGUGGUGGUGGAUCAUCCGAUCACGGGUCAUCAUCAUGUUCAGAAUCUUCCACAUCAGCUGCUACACAUGAUAAUUCAUAUUUAUUCAAAAACAAUACUUUACUUCAACUAUUACAAUCAAGCGACUCAAAAACCUCUCAAUAUGAUGAGAACUUGAGAUUACAAGAUGCCGUUAUUGAAGAACGUAGAAAGGUUGUUAAUCAUCCACAAGAACAGAAUGUUAAGGUCAAUGUUAAAUGA
This is a messenger RNA of Funneliformis mosseae, 2529 nucleotides long. Lineage: Eukaryota; Fungi; Glomeromycota; Glomeromycetes; Glomerales; Glomeraceae. The record is from the annotation of a GenBank genome assembly.